UCGUUAUUAUUAUAAUAUCCAAUGGAUCUGGGUUCUGGAGUCUGGACUUCAUCUCUACCUCUGCAACUCUAAAAUUCCGUGUUUUUAAGGUUUUAUUCUCUGCGGAUAAGUUCCCAAGCAAAACCCAUCUGGCAGUUGUGUUGUUGAACGUUUCGUACUUCAAUCUUUUAGUGGUCUAAAGCAUUUUUGAAGCUGUAAUGCAGUUUACUUUAUAUAUACCAUGUGUUUUUUUCUCUAAUUUGUUUGGUUAAUGACUGUUUAGAUUUUUUAUUUUUUUUUGAGAUAAGUUACUUCUUGUAUAAUUAUUAGAGGGGGUCCCUUGCUGCAGUGAUGGAAGUCUCAGAUGUUUGGGGGGAUUCCUGCUUCGUAUUACUAAUUCUUGUUUCGCUUUACACUUCUGGCAAUAUUUGUGUUUUAAUUGCAUGUAAAGUCUAAACCAAAUUUUUCUCUAGCUGGUUGGUAGAAAGACGACUGUAGGCAUUUCAUUCACAUGUAUUCAGUUGUAGGCCAUUGAAAUCCCACUUCACUUUUGUGACCUGCCCAUAUCUUAUCUCCUACAUUCAUAAAAGCUAGAGUUUGAGGGAGUAUAAAUGUGGGACUUAAGUCCAGAUGCCCAGAUUCUUGUUCAAAGUUCGAGUUUUAAGGAGGUUAAACACUAGGAUUCAACAAUCGAAAGUUCAAGAUAGGAUCCGAAUCAUAUUGAUUCCCUAGGUUCUGAUGUGCUCAUGGAAUGCAGAGUUUUGAACUUCCAUUCACAAUGACUUGAAUGGAGUUUUGGUCUGGUUGUCCUCCGUAACCCUUGUGAGGGCGCAUAUGGUGGGUGAGACUUAACUUAGUUGGGUGAAAAUGAGAUCUGUAGAGGACAAGGGGUGCUAUGACCAUGCAGGCCCAACGCAGGAGAUUUCAGCGAGUAGUGCCACUAGUUUUGAUUUUCACAAAGGGAAUGUAGCUACUCGCAAUCAUAGGACUGCCCUGGGCAAACCGACACCAUCAAAAUGGGACGAUGCACAAAAAUGGUUGGUGGGGUUGUCAAGAGUGGGAGAGAAAAACCAAUCAUCGAAAGCCAAGCCACGAAAUUCUAAUGCCGAUGACCUGAGACUAAUAGCUCCCGUUCCUCAAAAGGAGCAGGGUUAUUCGAGUGGUGAGGAUGAAGGUGAAGAAGAACAAGAUGGAUAUGAUGUUUCUGGAAUGACAGCUCAACUUGAAGUUGAAACAAAGAAGGUCGAUGAGUCAGUUUGGCGUAUCAAUAAGCCUUUAGAGAAUUCAACACCAGUUGUGCGAUCCAUAUGUGUGAGGGAUAUGGGGACUGAGAUGACCCCAGUUGCAAGCCAACAGCCUUCAAGAACUGCCACCCCCAUCAGAGCUACAACUCCUGCAGCAAGGAGUCCAAUAGCUUCGGGAUCCUCCACCCCAGUUGGGUGUCAAAAUGGAAAGCAGGCUGCUGAGGGCUAUCACGCUGGUCUAACAUCCACUGAUGGCAGAGGAGAAGCCAUUCCUAUCGGCAGGGGAAAUGACACAAGCAGAGAGUUUGAGGGAGACUCAAAUGCUUGCAACAUGCCUGAGAACAAUAAUUCAGAUCAUGCUAGAACAACGAAUUCUCUAGAAAGCAGAGCAAUGGCCUGGGAUGAAGCAGAACGUGCCAAAUACAUGGCAAGGUAUAAGCGUGAAGAGGUGAAGAUACAAGCCUGGGAAAAUCAUGUGAAGAGGAAAGCUGAGAUAGAAAUGAGGAAAAUGGAGGUGAAAGCUGAGAGAUUGAAAGCUAGGGCACAAGAGAGGUUGGCGAACAAACUUUCUGCGACUAAAAGAAUAGCUGAAGAAAAGCGUGCUAAUGCAGAGGCCAAGCUGAAUGAGAAAGCUAUGCGGACUUCUGAGAGAGCAGACUAUAUAAGAAGGACUGGUCACUUGCCCCCCACUUUCUCCUUCAAGUUGCCUUCCUUUUGCUGGUAGCAACUAUGCAGUAAAUUACGUAUAACCGUUGCUGGUAAUUUUAAUAACAUGUUAACAUGUGGAUUGAUUGUGGAGCGUUUACAUAUGUCCUGUUGCAAAAUGCAUUCAUAGGGUUACUUCAAUAAAUUUUGGACACCCAUAUUUGGGUAAGUGUUCUUGGAUA
Messenger RNA from Juglans regia (Persian walnut), 2110 nucleotides. RefSeq lists its product as uncharacterized. The coding region runs from base 847 to 1947 and encodes 366 amino acids. The transcript is spliced from 3 exons. NCBI's taxonomy places the organism in Eukaryota, Viridiplantae, Streptophyta, Magnoliopsida, Fagales, Juglandaceae. The record is from RefSeq and is a predicted model, not a curated record.